Ipomoea triloba (trilobed morning glory) is the source of this 1905-nucleotide messenger RNA. RefSeq lists its product as uncharacterized. The coding region runs from base 1 to 1905 and encodes 634 amino acids. Gene Ontology annotation, biological process: regulation of DNA-templated transcription. Gene Ontology annotation, molecular function: RNA-DNA hybrid ribonuclease activity; zinc ion binding; nucleic acid binding. The transcript has 9 exons. Lineage: Eukaryota; Viridiplantae; Streptophyta; Magnoliopsida; Solanales; Convolvulaceae. The record is from RefSeq and is a predicted model, not a curated record.
AUGCGAGAAGCUCUCAGUUGGCUAAAGGAUACUGGCAUGGAAAGUGUUGACGUGGAGACAGACUUACAACUUUUAUUUAAUGCUUUAUCUUGUAUUUCCACCACUUCUUUUUAUUCUGUUUUUGGUUUGAUUGUGGAUGAUGUUAAAGAGUUGGCAUCUUUGAUUGAUGAUGCCAAAUUCGGGUUUGUUAAGCGAUCUACAAAUCAGGUUGCCCACUUUGUUGCUAGGGCGGUCGGUUCUGAGUCAGGUUGCGGGAAGAGGAGAUCGUCGUAUCGGGGAGAAGAUCGCGAUUGGAGAAGAUCGCGAUUGGAGAAGAUCGCAGAUUUCGGAGGCUAUCGCAGCUGGAGAAGAUCGCGAUUGGAGCCUGGUUUGAAUAUGGACUCUGCUAGUGGUGGUUGUGAUGAAGGUUAUUCCAGAGACAUUGGUGUAGAAGGCAGUGCAUGUGAUAUGGAAAUAUCUCCUGGCAUGACUAAUCGUGAGGGGUUCAAGCAGAGUUUGUCUAGUACUUCUUCUACCACACAAAGCACUGUUGUGAAGAGACGUAGGUUGACAAAUAGGGUUGGGUGUAAGGCUAAAGUGGUGUUUAAGGUUAAUCGUAAUCUUGAUGCUGGGCAUCAACUUUUUGUUGCAAGUUGUGUUCGAGCAAACAUUGGUCCUACUCGGUCGUAUAGGUUGUUUAAAGAGAUUGUUGGUGAGUAUUCUAAUGUUGGGGCUACAGCAUUUGGUUUUGAAUACGAUGUUGAUGAUGGUGAUCAGCUUUCAAGGGUUUUCUUGGCGGACGCAGUAUCCAGGAAGAAUUUUUCUUUGUUUGGUGAUGUUGUUUCGUUUGAUGCUACAUACCGUACCAACAGGUAUAAUUUGGUUUUUGUCCCAUUUACUGGCAUUGAUAAUCAUAAGAGAUGUAUCACCUUUGGUGUUGGGUUGCUUAUGAAGGAAGACAUAGACUCAUACGUUUGGCUUUUGGAGAGCUUUAAGAAAAUAAUGGGCCAUGAUCCUAUUUGUGCUGUUACAGAUCAAGAUCCAGUUGUGAAGGUUGCUGUUGCUCAAGUGUUUGGUGCCUCAAAACAUAGAUUUUGUAUGUGGCAUAUAAUGUAUAAGGUGGGAGAGAAGGUUGGACCAGUUUUAUCAAAAGAUGAGGUGUUUAGGAGGAAGUUGAAUGGCAUUGUUUGGGAUAAUUCACUUGAUUCCAACGCCUUUGAGUUGCGAUGGAAUCAUAUCAUGGAGGAAUAUGGGUUGGGUGAUAAUGUUUUGAAGACACCAUUGGCCUUGGAGCGGCAUGCCAUGGUUGUUUACACAAUUUCUAUAUUUUAUGACAUUCAAGAAGAGAUUUGUUCGGCUUGUUUUUCUUGUCAAGUGGUGUCUUUGACUGAUAUUGAUGGUUGCGUGUCAUAUGUGAUAAAAGAUGAUCGUGGACUUGAGAGUAUUCCUUCUAGGUAUUUGGUGCAUCGGUGGACAAAGGGUGCAUGUUUGCACCCAAUAUUUCAUAUUGAUGGUACACUUGUUGAUCAAUCUGCUAAAGUGGAGAAUGUUAGGGCGCUUACCAAUCUUAUGUGGUCUGAUAUUUAUGCUUGUGUGGGGUUGGCUGAUGGUAAUAUUGACCGUUUGUCACAGUUACAACGUGUUAUUAAUGAGCAAAGGCAAAUAUUUCUUCAGGAUGGGAGUGAGAAUGGGAAUGGGGCUGCUGUUGGUAACAAGCAAAGUCUGAUUAAUUCAUUUUGUGGAGAUGUGUCUAUGGGUUCGACAGUGGAUGUGCACGACUCUGUCCAAGCUAAGAACAAGGGUAGUGGUAAGCGAUUGAAGAGCGCAAGGGAAAGAGCUGCAAGCAAGUGUGCAAAGCAAUCAAGGAGAUGCCACACUUGUGAUGAAUAUGGCCAUAAUAGUAGGACAUGCCCUUCAAAUACUUGA